Molecule: messenger RNA, 1649 nt
Organism: Poecile atricapillus (Black-capped chickadee)
Lineage: Eukaryota; Metazoa; Chordata; Aves; Passeriformes; Paridae
Gene: DEXI
Product: Dexi homolog
Exons: 2
Coding region: 467-748 (93 amino acids)
Source: RefSeq, a predicted model, not a curated record
GGGGCGGGCGGGCGGCACGGUCCUGCUGCGCAGGCCGGCCUCGCUGGCAGGUGCUCCGUGCCGACCUCCCAACGCGCCUGCAGGCUCCUUCCGCAAAGUUUGCGGGCGGGAGGAGGAGGAGGAGGAGGGAGCCGCGGUGGGACUGCAGUAGCCGGGCUGGAGAUGCCGCUGAUCAGCCUCCUGCCAGCGGCGGGGCUGCGGCAGCGCCGCUGAACCCGCGCUGGCUGCCCGCCCGCCGGGGCGCCUCUUCCUCCGGGGACUGAAGGGACCGAGCAGGCCGCUCCGCUCUCCUGGGGGGCUCGCCUCUUCCCGGGGUCCGGAUUCGGCUCCUUAGGGACUCUGCCCUUUGCUGCCACCGGGGCUGCGGCGUGUAGUCCUGCCCCGCUCCCAGCUCCGCCGCUGCCGUCCGCCCCCCGCGCCGGCCGGGCGGGUCGGUGCCCGCUGCCCCCGCAGCCCCCACGGCUGCAUGACCGCCGCGGUCUCCGCACGUCUGGAUUCGGUGGAGUCCUGGGCCUUCCAUGCGCUGCUGGUGCUGCCCUAUAUGUUUUACGUGGGCUUGUUCUUUGUCAACGUGCUGAUCCUGUACUAUGCCUUCCUGAUGGAGUACAUCGUCCUCAAUGUGGGCAUCGUUUUCCUGCCCGAGGAUAUGGACCAGGCUCUGGUGGAUCUGGGGAUGCUCUCUGACCCUGGCUCCGUGCUCUACGAGACGGACAGCGAGCUGGAUGUCUUUGACGGGUACUUGGAGUGACGGCCCAGGGCGCUCCGAAACGACUGAGCUCUGCCGCCGCCUGGCCCGGGGCAGGGGCCCGCCGUGCCCGCAUGGCCGCAGCUCCGGGAGCCCCGCGGCCCCGGAGUGCCCUCGCUGCGUCGCGGCUCCUUCUGCGCAUCUUCCCUUCCAAAUGACACACUCCCCGCUGGUGCAGGGGCCACAGGGACAGCCGGGACCCGCUGCCACCGGGCAGGCCCGCAGAGACGCAGAGGGCUCCCAAGGGAAAUUCAGUAAACACCUGAAAUGGAUUAUGACCAGGCUAAUGGAUCAAGUCCUGGAAAGAAACUAUACUCUGAAAUGCAGAGAUGAAAAUAAGGACAAGAGAACAAGAAGAAGAGUUGUCAUCAGAUCUUGUCAGUUGUGACUUCUCUUCACGGUCUUUGCCUCUUGUGUGUGCACUUACUGCAGUGUUCAUGCACCAUACUGGGCUUCCAUAGGUAAUUCUAGGAUGGACUAUAUGAAAAAAUAAGAUAAACUAUGUUCCAUUGUAACAGAAAAUCAGGAUGUUACCCAGAUUUGAUAAACUUUUGAAUGAAUACCAUGUCACCAAAAUGGACACACUCCACAUAUAGCUUAAGCCAGUUUUACAAUCACACGUUGAAAAUUCUACCAGCCAGUAGUUCAAAGGCAGUGCUUUCUCAGGGGAAAAUAUGCAGGAGUGACUGAAGGAGGUUCUGUUCAGGGAGUAUUAUGGCAAGAACUGUGCUAGUAACAUAUUUUAUUUAAAAUGAGAGUUUUGAAAUAGAUCAGAGAGAGAAUUUUAUAUAAGUCAGGUGGAUUCAUUAUUUAACACAGGAUACUUUGCAGAUUGUUUAAGCUCACGUUCCUAUGUACAGAUGUGAAAGCAAUACAAUAAAGACUGACCUUUUCCAUGAAAAAU